CCAAUAUAGGUUUUUAAUAUCUAUGUGAAAGUUAAAGCCUUGAACUUAUCAACUUAAUACUUGUUGGUAGUUUGCUAUCUUUUCGCCGGAUGAAUUAGAAAUUCUUAUAUUCCUCUAAAUUAAUUUUCCAAAAAACACUGUGUGGCCAUCCCUAGCACUUUCUCCGGAUUCAGCUGUACUCUGAUAAAGCCGGAGGCUCGGAGUUUAGUAUUGAGUCCUCUGUCGGGAGGAUAACACUCACACACAUACCCCCCCCCCACUCAUUGACAAUCACCUCUUCCAAACAUAUUAACACUUUUUUAAAUAAAAAAUACAUAAAGACAGUUUCUAUUACUUUUUUUGUUGGCCAUACAUUGAUUUUUUUAGAUAAAAUGUAUCAGCUCAAACAGUUUUAUUUUAACAUGAUAAGUAAAAAACAGUGAGUUCACCACAUAAAGGAUGAGGCGGCGUGGAAAGGUUGGGCUAGGAUUGGCCCUAGUUUGGUUUGGUGGAAUGGUCUACUAUAUUCAGAUUACAAAAGACGAAGAAAAGAAUCGAGGAAUUAUGCUGAAACCAAAUCUAGAUUCUAAGGCUAUAAAUAAACCUGGAUCUAGUCCCAAUGCAGAUCUAAGCUUUCAAGAACGAUCAAAGCCUCAAUAUUUUGACGAGAAGAAUUAUCUCAGAAAUGGACUGCCAACUGGAGAAGAUCCCUAUAAAAAGAAUAAAUUCAAUCAGAAAGCUAGCGACAACCUGCCGAGCAACAGGUAA
Eurytemora carolleeae is the source of this 747-nucleotide messenger RNA. Its product is annotated as polypeptide N-acetylgalactosaminyltransferase 2. The transcript is spliced from 6 exons. The coding region runs from base 439 to 747 and encodes 102 amino acids. Lineage: Eukaryota; Metazoa; Arthropoda; Copepoda; Calanoida; Temoridae. The record is from RefSeq and is a predicted model, not a curated record.